Molecule: messenger RNA, 1749 nt
Organism: Helianthus annuus (common sunflower)
Lineage: Eukaryota; Viridiplantae; Streptophyta; Magnoliopsida; Asterales; Asteraceae
Product: glycosyltransferase BC10
Exons: 2
Coding region: 454-1680 (408 amino acids)
Cellular component (GO): membrane
Molecular function (GO): glycosyltransferase activity
Source: RefSeq, a predicted model, not a curated record
GUAUUCCUGUGGGUGGAUUCCACAACGUUCCAUCAUUCUGUCAUUUUUUAUGAUCACAAGAAAGAACCAUCCUUGCAAUUUUAUUUAGCAUGUUCUCUGGGUACAUCAAAGGGUUGUCAUAUUAGACAUUUACACCUUUCAUUACACUUCUUUGUUUCUAGCUGAUCCAUCCCUAGAUGAUAAGGAUAUUUCAUCUUCUACUUGAUCUCCUUUCACAUUUUAUGAGGAGACUUACUCUCUAUUGUUUCGAGCGUCUGACAGUGGCCACGUUCAUAGAUAUAAUAUGUUAGUGAUCAGGUGAAAUUAGUAUCACAAGUGAUCAAUUUCUACAAUUAUAGCGUCAAAUAAAGAUAGAAAGUCAUUUUUGUAAAUAUCAUUCAUAAGUAGUCUAGUUGCUGUGUUGCUUGUUUUGGUCUUUUGGGAGUUGUCAUCACUGAUCAGUAGUGUCUCUAGAUGAAGAAAGAAAUUAGACAUAUACAUCUGAAAACAUUAGCCGUUUAUUUUCUGAUACUUGUAUGUGGCAUAGGGCUUGGGGCUACAUUAAUCUUUUGCCUUUAUAGUAUACCCUUAAACUCAAAACCGAAGCAAUUCUUCUCACUCGAAGUACCGUCUAACAAUUUUAUAGAACAACCACGACUCUAUCCUAUCAAUCCGGAAGUGACAAAGAAGAAAGAGAGCACCACCUCCCACACAAACAUUGUGGCCACUAAUACAAGCAGCAAGAGUGUUAAAGAAGAACCAAAAGUUGUAUCGGAAACACCACGACCAGCUGCAUCAAGCGCGUUUUUACACAGCAUGACAGACGAAGAGUUGUUUUGGAGAGCGUCAAUGGUCCCUAGAAUACAUAAGCCUCCAUUCAAGAAGAUACCAAAGGUUGCUUUCAUGUUCUUAGUAAGAGGAAGGUUACCAUUGUCUCCCCUUUGGGAAAGGUUUUUUAGAGGUUAUAAAGGAUUUUACUCUAUAUAUGUGCAUACCCAACCAUACUUUAUUGGUGAAGUGGCUCCAGAACCUAUGUUUCAAGGUAGAAGAAUUCCAAGUGAGGUUGUUACGUGGGGAGAAAUAAGUAUGGUAGAAGCCGAACGGCGCCUUCUAGCAAGUGCAUUACUCGAUUUCUCAAAUGAAAGAUUUGUCCUUCUUUCUGAGGCAUGCAUUCCUCUUUACAACUUCUCAACCAUUUACGCUUAUCUCAUCAACUCCAGAAAGACUUUUGUUGAGUGCUAUGACCAAGAAGGCCCAGUCGGGCGUGGACGAUAUGACCAUAACAUGGAACCUGUUGUAACACUACAACAAUGGCGAAAAGGGUCCCAGUGGUUUGAAGUGGACCGUCACCUAGCCCUAGAGGUCAUCUGCGACAAGAAAUAUUACCCAUUGUUUCGAGACUAUUGCAAGCCUGCUUGUUAUUCAGAUGAACAUUACAUCCCGACGUUGUUGAAUAUCGAAUACCCGCUCGUAAAUUCAGAUCGAACGUUGACCUAUGUUGACUGGUCUAGAGGUGGACCUCAUCCGUACAAGUUUGGAAAGUGGGAGGUCACAGCUGAUUUAUUGAAACGAAUGCAGAAUGGAACCGAGUGUAUGUACAAUGGAGAACCCACAAGGGUGUGCUUCUUGUUUGCUAGGAAGUUUAUACCAAGUUCUUUGUUUAGGUUAUUAGAGCUUGCUCCUGAGGUAAUGCAUUUUUGAAGUUAACAUGUAAAACCUUAUAUUUCAACCAAGCGACAUGUGUUUACUUUUACUUUGUUUUUGUGGGUA